AUGGCUGGGAGCAAGAAGAAGGCAUCGACCGCGGCGGGCGCGCAAAAGGCCACCGCGGGCGGCGCGACGCGGUUCGAGGACAUGUUCGAGGUGAUCGAUAGGGACCCAGACGGGAAGAAGUUCGACCGCGUGUCGAGGUACAAGUGCCGGAGCGAGUUCGACGCCGAGCUCACGAUCGACGUCAACGUGGACGUGUACCCGCUGAGCGUCGGACAGCGGUUCUCCCUCGCGCUCGCGCCGACGCUCUCCCUCGACGGCUCCCCGGAGGACGACGCGUUCGAUCAAAGCGGUAAGCCUUCUCUGGCGGACGGGUACGAGUACGUGAUGUAUGGGAAGUGUUACAAGAAGGUUGAGGAGAACGCCGGCGGGUUGACGCGCGCGAGCGCGUUCGUCUCCUUCGGCGGUCUACUCAUGAACCUCAAGGCGGAUCCCAAGAGCUUACAGGAAGUCGACGUGGACGAUAGGAUUUAUCUCUUGAUGCGCGCCGUGUGA
Messenger RNA from Ostreococcus tauri, 492 nucleotides. RefSeq names its product RNA polymerase, Rpb8. Gene Ontology annotation, biological process: DNA-templated transcription. NCBI's taxonomy places the organism in Eukaryota, Viridiplantae, Chlorophyta, Mamiellophyceae, Mamiellales, Bathycoccaceae. The record is from RefSeq and is a predicted model, not a curated record. Bases 1 to 492 code for a protein of 163 amino acids. The transcript has a single exon. Gene Ontology annotation, molecular function: DNA-directed RNA polymerase activity. Gene Ontology annotation, cellular component: RNA polymerase I complex; RNA polymerase III complex; RNA polymerase II, core complex.